GAAAAAUAUAUUCCAAACCCUCAAAAAGAGUUCUGUUGUGCAUGGGAGAUUUCACGUCCACGGCGGCAUCAUGGCUCCAGACGUUGGUAGUGUCCAGUGCCGCGCUGGCCGUUGGACUCCUCGGGAUCCUCUAUGUGUACCAGGAGAAGCUUCUCUACUUUCCUAGCAUGCCGGGUGUGUCUAGGUUGACCACGGAGAACCCCGAAGGAUACCGCCACCCCAACGAGUACGGGAUCGACUAUGAAGAUGUGUUCAUUCCAUGUGCGGACGGGAUCAAGAUCCAUGCAUGGCUCAUGAAACAGCCGCAGCCCACCACCGUGCCCACAAUUGUCUUCUUUCACGGCAAUGCUGGCAGUUCGUCCAUCUCUCUCGUGCUCCACCAGUUCCCCUUCAUCCUUCUCAUCCACCCUCCUCGUAGACAUCGGAUACCGUCUCCCAAACGCCGCCAAGAUGUAUCGCCAUUUGGAAUGCAACAUCUUGCUGGUCGACUACCGUGGGUUUGGUAUGAGCGACGGUGAACCUACUGAGCGCGGGUUACAGCUUGAUGCCGAGGGGGUCGUGGACUACUUGCACUCGCGCGGCGCGUCGUCCGUCGUCGAUCCGUCCAAGCUCAUCGUGUUUGGGCGGUCUCUCGGCGGCGCCGUCGCCGUCUACGUCGCGAGUACUCGUCCCACGAAGGUCGCGGGGCUGAUCGUCGAAAACACGUUCUUGUCCAUCUCGGCCAUGGUGGACCAGGUCAUGCCGUGGCUGUCAUAUGUCAAGCCCGUGGUGCUCCGUCUGGACUGGAGCAACGAAGGCCGGAUACCGACGCUGACGCACCCGAUUCUGUUCGUUGCUGGCGAACGCGACGAACUCGUGCCCCACACCCACAUGCAGAAACUCCAUGCGCUCGCCACCAAGAGCAUUCGGCGCCAGUGGCUGCCGAUCCCGCGCGGCACGCACAACGACAGCUGGAUGCGAGGGGGCCUCGACUACUUUUUCGCACUCAAGCGAUUCAUCGACAGUGCCGUGGGCGAGUCGACACCACCAUCGAGCGACACGGCCAACACAUCAGAGCGUCAUCAAGAGGAUGGGGCCUCGAUCGUGUCGAGCGACGAAGCGGACGACGGUUUGGACCACAGUCACAUCCCCAACAUGCUCGACCAACACUCGCUGCUGUUUCAACGGCCGGGCAAAAUCCACCACGACGAAAUGUGAUACAGUGUAGAUGGAUAUAUUGUGGAUUUUUCGGUUACAAAUGUCCAGACCCCGUUGAAUCGAAUCGGCGCUAUUGGCUGAUCCAACCAAUUUGGGUGGAUUUGAUUGGCUCUUACAGAAAGGUCAAGUAUAAUCAGUCAAUCAGAACUCCAGCGUGAUUCAAUUUUGAGUAGACAAAUGGAAGUUUAAAGCUACUACGUAGUAAUUCACAAUAAUUGCUACCACAA
Aphanomyces astaci is the source of this 1424-nucleotide messenger RNA. RefSeq lists its product as hypothetical. Gene Ontology annotation, molecular function: palmitoyl-(protein) hydrolase activity. The transcript is spliced from 4 exons. The record is from RefSeq and is a predicted model, not a curated record. Lineage: Eukaryota; Oomycota; Saprolegniomycetes; Saprolegniales; Verrucalvaceae. Gene Ontology annotation, cellular component: membrane. The coding region runs from base 346 to 1197 and encodes 283 amino acids.